Messenger RNA from Alosa sapidissima (American shad), 516 nucleotides. Its product is annotated as integumentary mucin A.1-like. Lineage: Eukaryota; Metazoa; Chordata; Actinopteri; Clupeiformes; Clupeidae. The coding region runs from base 1 to 447 and encodes 148 amino acids. The record is from RefSeq and is a predicted model, not a curated record. The transcript is spliced from 3 exons.
AUGACGGUUGAGCCUGGAGGCAGUCUUUGUCCAACAACCCACACUACAACCACCUACCCCACAACACCAUCAACCACCUACACCACUACACCUAAAACCACCACUGCACCUACAACCACCUACACCACAACACCAUCAACCACCUACACCACUACACCUCCAACCACCACUGCACCUCCAACCACCUACACCACAACACCAUCAACCACCACUGCACCUACAACCACCUACCCCACAACACCUCCAACCACCACGUGUAAGUGCAGGGACCCGCAGAGAGGACUGAUCUUGCCAUGUGGGAUGACCUGGACGGAGGACUGUUUUGAUAAAACGUGUGAUAACGGGAGAAUCAUCUCGACACCGGUCACAUUCCGGUUGUCACUCGGAUGUCCAGGGUUCGGGAGGGAUGCUGCGACAUUUACAAGUGUGACUAUCCCUGUUUCUUGAGGUCACCAAGUACUGUCGGUAUGAAAGAAUAUUGGUGCUACUUAGCUGGAGUUGCUGCAGGGAACAGCU